AUUUAAUGAAUUUCUAAGAUGAUGAAAGUGAUAAUCCCUGAAGACAAUGAUAUUAAAAAUAACAAGUUGAUGAUGAUUCAAAAAGGAAAGAUACUUGGAACCUAAUCCAAAUCUAUAAUCUAUAUAUAACUUAAAAGAUGACCUAGAAGGAAAAACAAGAACCUAACUAACUGAUGCAUGAUUUUAUUAUCCACUAAACUAUUUGUGUUCGUCAGCUUUUUGGACAUUUCCCAAUUUGGGUAAACUCAUGACUUUACUAUUUAAGUAAAGCCAAAGCACGCUUACAAGUUCAAAGCACAAACUUAGAAAGGAUUCAAUUAAGUAAUAACACAAAGAAAGAGAAGAAGAAAGAAAGAAAGAAAAAUGGAUUUUAAGAAGGAAGAAACACUUCGUAGAGGGCCAUGGCUUGAAGAAGAAGACGAACGGCUAGUGAAGUUCAUAACCCUUUUGGGAGAACGUCGUUGGGAUUCUUUAGCAAUAGUUUCCGGUUUGAAGAGGAGUGGUAAGAGUUGCAGGCUAAGGUGGAUGAACUAUCUGAAUCCGAGUCUGAAGCGUGGGCCGAUGAGUCAAGAAGAAGAGAGAAUCAUCUUUCAGCUCCAUGCUCUCUGGGGUAACAAGUGGUCGAAGAUUGCGAGAAGAUUACCCGGUAGGACUGAUAACGAGAUUAAGAACUUUUGGAGAACUCAUUCUAGAAAGAAAGAGGAAGCUCAAAACUAUGAUAAGGUCAUUGAGUUCAGAGGAAAAACAGGAGAAGAAUUGUUGCACAAGUAUAAGGAAACAGAGAUCACUAGGACAAGGACAACGUCUCAAGAACAUGGUUUUGAUGAAGUUGUGAGCAUGGAAAGUGCUAAAGAAACCAAUUGUGGUAUUUGUGGAAGACAAAGCUACGGUGUUAUGAAUUCACCGUAUGAAAAUCGGAUUUCGGAUUGGAUAUCAGAGAUUUCGCCAGACCAGAGUGAAGCAAAUCUUUCAGAAGACCACAGCAGCAGUAGCAGUGAGAACAACAUUAACAUUGGUACUUGGUGGUUUCAAGAGACUAGGGACUUUGAGGAGUUUUCAUGUUCUCUAUGGUCAUAAUUCUUAAGUUUGUUUAUUUACUUUUUAA
Molecule: messenger RNA, 1105 nt
Organism: Arabidopsis lyrata subsp. lyrata
Lineage: Eukaryota; Viridiplantae; Streptophyta; Magnoliopsida; Brassicales; Brassicaceae
Product: transcription factor MYB27
Exons: 4
Coding region: 364-1077 (237 amino acids)
Biological process (GO): regulation of DNA-templated transcription
Cellular component (GO): nucleus
Molecular function (GO): DNA-binding transcription factor activity; sequence-specific DNA binding
Source: RefSeq, a predicted model, not a curated record